AACCAUUUGGUUUUCUUUAGUUUCAGCCAUGUCUGGCACCAACGUGCGAACCGGUGUGCUGGGUCAAGGUCGUGGCGGGUCACAUCCGGGCCAACAGCUGCACGUGUCCGGUGUGUUCAUCAUCGUCCUGGAGGUGGCGCUGGUGGUGGAGAACCUGAUGCCGGUCCUGGUGGUCAUCCUGUGGCUACCAGCUCGGGCCAAGGGGGUCAGCGACCGGCUGGUGGCGGCGCUCAGCGUCACGUGCAUCCUGUCAGCUUUGAUCCCCACCCCUCUGGGCCUGGCUUCAUACUUCGCGGGGGGCUGGUACGGCGGUGCUGCCACCUGCACCACCUACCAGGUGACGUCAUCCUGGGUCAACCUAUCCUCCCUGGCUCUGCUGUCCUACAUGUGUGUCAACUGCCACUGCGCGGUGCGGAAGCUGGUCCGGUUUAAGAGGACUGACCAGCUACAGCAACGACAACGUCCAGUUUUCCUGCCCAAUCGAUCAGCCACCGCUGCGGAAAAUCAAGUAGCUCACUCGCAUCACUGUCAGGUGAAAAAAGUUACAACAGAUUCGGCGGGAAAUACCCAGUCUCAAAUGAUUACAUCAAAUCAAGGACAAAAGCAAAAUCAUGGCAUAGAGCAGAUGAGAUCAAUUCAGAACUCAGAGUACGAUGAAAAUUGUCAGAUUCCUGCAAAUGACGUAGUGCUGACUGAAAGCCCAAGCGUUAUGUUCGCAGGUAGGGAUGGGACUUCUGGUUGUAGUCACGGACUCUAUGAUGAACAUUUACACAGCAGAAGUGUAGAACUUUAUGAACCCGAAAGUGAGCGAGAGAUAGCGACAAAACCUAGACUGCAGUUCCGGACAGACAGCGAUAGAGCUAUAAACGUAAACGAUUACAAUUCCUCACACGUCCAUGACAACGGAGAGAAUGAAAACGCUCAGAUUUCUAAUAACAUUCCUACCCACGACAGACACACCGGGCAGAGCUCGCAAAUGACGGAUCACGCCUCAGAUUCGUCAAAACGCAAUCUGCAUGACAGCUCUUUGAUCAUGUCUCACAGCUGCAAACACAAUUUCCACGGAGACCGAGAAAACAAUGAGGACUGCGUCAUUUUCUCCAGCGCCAACAGAAAUACCAUCCAUUAUCCCGAAAGUCCCGAGGGCUGGUUCAGUUGCUCCGUAUGUCGAUCACGUGAUUACGUGUCACUGGCCUUGUUUUUCCUGUAUGGCAUCACUCUGGCUAUUUCCACAAUGCCUGUUGCAGGUUUUGGUCCCCAGAUUUUGCCCAGCGAGAGCAUGUGUCGAUCCUGGUUGGUCCCCUCACCGCCAGGGUUGAAAGAGAGGACUUAUUUCAUUGCCUACCUUGCCUUCGUGUACCUGUGUGUUCUGGCGGGCUGUGCGUGUGGUGCCAGCGUCUGUUUCCAGGUAAGCCGACACCUGAGGAAAGAGAAAAAGAGGAAGUCUCGGCUGUACCACGAGGAGGAGAAUGUGCCGGACCUGGUGGAGCUGUCGAUGUUGGACGACAUGAAAAGACACUACAGCUUGACAUGUGUGGUCCUUGCUGGACUCAUGACCUGGCUACCAAUCCUGCUAAUGCUAACCCUUCAAAAGUCUGGCGUACAAGUGAGCGAAGCCACACUGAUGUACUCACACAUCGCCACUUCACUCCCCGGGCUGUUGAACCCACUGCUUUACAGCCUGGUGCUAGCGCGCUACCGUAGCGGGUACAAGGCCAUCCUUGAUAGAUGUUGCUGCAGAAAGCGGCGUCAGAAACCGCACAGACUCUCGGAGGUGAAUCCCUCCUUGACAGAUCCCAACUCAGCCACAGAGACGACCCUCGCCAGUACACAUGACGGACACACGUGCAUGCACGGGCUCACCAACCCCAGUUUCGACAGGCAACCCAACGAUCUGGCUGACGAUGAUGAUGAAGAAGACGACGAAGACUAUUUCCCAGACGACAGUGAAUUGCUGGGCGCGAAAGCCACAGAGAGCUCCGGGCCGAAAAUGAACGAGAGGACGCCAUUACAAGCGUCACCGUCCACUGGGCCCUCGUCAUGCGUGAAGGUUGUGAGGCCAGUGAGUUCUGCGGUGCGAACAUUGCCCUCCAGCCGGCUCACUAACUGCGUGCAUUGGUCCAGCCCUCACGAAAGUGCUUACGUGUGUGAUAACGACACAGAGUUAUUGCUUGUGUCUGGACCAGUUUAUGUGGACGAGGAAACAGGGUUGUGAAUAUAAUUGAUUGUGACUUCUUGACUUAUUGACUUCUUGUACAUUUUAAAGUUUUUACACCCCCAUAAGCCCUAUGUAUGUGUUAUACCAGGAGGCUAACUGCUUCGAGCCUUCCUGCCUGCUUGUGGAAUACAUCAUGCCAGCGUAAAAAACGAGAGCACACGAAAAAAGUAUCUUCCACCCAUGCGAAUAAACUUUGCGUCUUUUGAGUGCCAGGCAAAGAGCCUAAAACAACUUAGACGUGAAUUGGGUUGUGAACAUUUUGUUGAAAUCUGUGUAUUUUGCACCAAAAGUAUUAAGCAUAUCAAAUCUCAGAAACCUCUGAGUAAAAGUGAGUUUACUGUGGUAACGAAAGAUGCCCACUAAAGUACCUUUCAAAUGCGUUGUAAUGAUUUGAAUAAAGAGACAGUGAUAGUCUUUUUUUUGUUUUACCAGAGACCAGACUUUGGGGGGACUACAUCUUCUACAUGUAUAUUAUUGUAAUAAUAUGACUUUGUUCGUUCAUCAUUCAGUUGUUCCUGUUUUUGAUUGUGUUGAGACUGUGAAGGCGAGAGAACAUAAUUUUACUUACGAAACCAAUAUUUCUGUUCUGAUACUCUUUUCUUCUUCUAAGUUAGCUUUUUUUUCUCCUUUGUACAAGACUACACGUGUGUAGUGCGUGUUAAGGAAACGUUAAAUGAGAACAGAAUUAAACUUAGAAGUUCCUAUCGAUUUUUCAUUUGCACUCCUUCUGUGAAGGCUAUUGUUCUAUCUCGUUUGGAAACAAUUCUUUCCGGAUUUUACGAGUAGGCAACUUUAUACUUUAUCCU
This is a messenger RNA of Aplysia californica (California sea hare), 3024 nucleotides long. RefSeq lists its product as uncharacterized. The record is from RefSeq and is a predicted model, not a curated record. The transcript has 5 exons. Gene Ontology annotation, biological process: adenylate cyclase-activating G protein-coupled receptor signaling pathway; positive regulation of cytosolic calcium ion concentration; inflammatory response. Gene Ontology annotation, cellular component: plasma membrane. Bases 29 to 2215 code for a protein of 728 amino acids. Lineage: Eukaryota; Metazoa; Mollusca; Gastropoda; Aplysiida; Aplysiidae.